CAAAGGUCGCACUCAGUCGAGGUAUACCCGAGACAAAUAACAAAGGCUAAACAGUUUCGAUCAAUUUUACAACAAUAAAAUAAACCAUAAUAAAAACAAAGAGCAUUAAUGCAAUUGUCUGCGUCCGUUGACUGAACGUUAAAAGGCUGGAGUCUGGAAUUGGGGAUUUCUAAAUGGUGAAAACAGCCCCGCUCCCGCCCCUUUCACCGGUCUUCCACGAGCACUAUCAAAAUGAGCAUGCGCACACGUGCGUUGGUCUUCUCCACCUUCUUCGGCAGCUGCCUGGCCAUCGGUCUCCUGCUGGUCAGCAUGACCAGUAACCACUGGGUCCGGGCCCAGGCACGCCGCAACAGCUCUGCGGAGGCUAAGGGCGAGGUCAACUUCGGCCUCUUCUACGGUACCCAGCACCUGAAUCCUGGGUUCGGAGUGCGCCCCUAUCCAGUAGAUGUUUACUCUUUUGUCCGCACGGAAAACAGCGAAACUAGCUUUUGGCUCUGGCUCCUCACCACCUUAGGCACUGGCUUCGGGCUCCUGGCAUGUGCCGUGGCCGCCAUAGCCGCGGUCCUGAAAUCAGCCUCUGCGGCCAAGAGGGGCGGCACAAUGGUGCUCCUCCUGGCCGCAAACGUUUCCGCCGCGGGGGCACAGGUCGUGGCAUUUGUGGCCUGGCUAGUGCAGUUCUACAACUACUUCACCCUCAACGUGCUCCUGGCGGAACACCAGCAGCAGCACUGGUACAGCACCGGGCUGGCCUACCUUGGCUACAGUUUCUACCUGGUCGUGAUCUCCACCAUCGUGGUGCUGCUUAACAUCGCCGUCCUGCUGUAUGCCAGCCGCCGUGAGCUCCGUGACCGAAACCGUCUGGAGCCGCCGAGUGAGGAUAAGAACAAGGCCGCCAUAAUGUUGUACUAGAAGAACGAUGAGAAGAAUUCCCGAAUAAACCUCAACGAAACUGCUCGGCGACACCAAGUAAUCUCAGUGGCCCAAUUGUUUGUGCCUUGUGGAUGCAUUUUGCUUGCCACCAAUAAGGCCCGUUUAUAUACUCAAGCCGAUGGUACAUUCGUUUAGACUAGUAUACUUAACAUGAAUACUUAAGCGCACAAUACUGCCCGCACCUACCAAUAUUUAUAUACCUUUUACAUAAGUACUCGAAUGACAUAUUUCUAUUUUCUGUAUUAGCCAAGUAUUUUUAUGUGCAUAUUUACAAAUACAGCAACAGUCAUUGUUAAAAAAUAGAAA
Messenger RNA from Drosophila ficusphila, 1236 nucleotides. RefSeq lists its product as uncharacterized. The transcript is spliced from 3 exons. Lineage: Eukaryota; Metazoa; Arthropoda; Insecta; Diptera; Drosophilidae. The record is from RefSeq and is a predicted model, not a curated record. The coding region runs from base 232 to 909 and encodes 225 amino acids.